Epinephelus moara (kelp grouper) is the source of this 4180-nucleotide messenger RNA. RefSeq names its product monocarboxylate transporter 9-like. Lineage: Eukaryota; Metazoa; Chordata; Actinopteri; Perciformes; Serranidae. The transcript is spliced from 9 exons. Bases 199 to 1728 code for a protein of 509 amino acids. Gene Ontology annotation, biological process: transmembrane transport; monocarboxylic acid transport. The record is from RefSeq and is a predicted model, not a curated record. Gene Ontology annotation, molecular function: monocarboxylic acid transmembrane transporter activity.
UUGUGCGUCUGUUAAACGGACCCCGCCUCCUGCAGCGGGAGGAUGGAGGAGCUGGAGCCGUGAAAACACACCGAGAGCAGCCGAGGGAGAUGGAGACAGCCUGUGGGGCCGCAGGAGGAAGGAGCCCUGUGAACCAGAAGACUGCUCAGCUUGUUUCCUUGUCCUGAAGUGUCCCUGCAGAUCACCCCUCAUCUCACCAUGUCGCCUCAAGCCCCUAACCCUCCAACUGCCCAGACUGCCCAGCCCCCGGCCCCUGGCCCUCCAACUGCUCCAGCUGCCCAGCCCCCGGCCCCUGACGGGGGUUGGGGCUGGGUGAUUGUAGUGUCCAGCUUCCUGGCUCUGCUGCUGGGGUAUGGCUCUUCUCAGUCAGUGGGCGUCCUCUACCCUGAGUGGCUGCUCGCCUACGGGGAGGGGAAGGCCAUGACAGCCUGGGUGGGCUCAGCGGUGGGUGGAGUCGGACUCAUAGUGGGUCCUGUCUGCAGUGUUUGUGUGGUGAACUUCGGAGUUCGGCCCGUCACCAUCUUCAGCGGUGUGAUGGUGGCGGGGGGGUUUAUGCUCAGCGCCUUCGCCCCCAACGUCCCUUUCCUCAUCUUCUCUUACGGCAUCGUGGCCGGUGUCGGUUUAGGUCUCUUGUAUGCCGCCGUCGUCAUCAUCACCUGUCUGUACUUUGACAAGAAGAGAGGCCUGGCGCUGGGAAUAGUGAGCACAGGUACGGGCGUGGGAGGCGCCCUGUUUGCCACGCUGCAGAGUGAGCUCAUUGAGGUGUUCGGUCUGGAGGGCUGCCUCCUCAUCAUUGGAGCGCUGGCGCUCAAUGUGGUGCCAUGUGGCGGCCUCAUGCGACCUUUAACCGCGCCGAGGUACUACCUCAAACAGCGUGCUGCCAUCCUGGAGCAGCAUCAUCAGGAAGAGGUGAAAGAGGAAGAAGAGGAGUUGUCCAAUCAGGAGCCUUCAGCCAAAGAUCCUGUUGUUGUCAUGGAAACCAAGGAGCCACUUGUGAGGAGGAGGAGCUUUUUCAGCUUCUCGACCUUCGUCAAAAUGAUGAAACAUUAUUCCCAAUGUUUGUCCUCCAUGCUGUCUCUCCUUCAGGACAGAGUCCUCAUAGCGUUCUGUGUCACUUUCCUCCUCUUCUGCCUCGGUAGUUUCCCCCCUCAGAUGUUCAUGGAGGACCUGGCUCGGAGCUCAGGGCUGUCGAAGGGCGUCACCUCCAUCUCCCUGGUGUCCCUCAACUCUAUCGCAACUGGUGUGGGUAAAGUGGGGCUGGGUGUCAUAGCCGACGUGUCGUGUGUCAACAGCGUCUUCCUGUAUGCUCUGACGGUGGCGGUGAGCGGGCUGGGGGUGCUGCUCAUCCCCUUCGCCAGCUCGUACAUGGAGCUGCAGGUGCUGGCGGCGGUCCUGGGCUUUUCGAUCGGGAACUGGACUCUGACGCCGUACGUCACCAGUAAGGUAGUUGGCGUGGAGAAGCUCCCUGAGGCUCAUGGGAUCCUGAUGUUUUUCGGAGGUGUUGGCAUCACACUAGGCCCUCCUGUCGUAGGUUCUUUCUACGACUUCAGUCAGUCAUACGACCUCGCCUUCUACCUCAGCGGCGGCUGCAUGAUGGCCGGCAGCCUCCUCCUCUUCCUCACCGCCAUCUUGCCGCAAAAAGAAACCCCUCCUCUUCCUCCACCUGAGACCGAGCUCAUCAGCUGCACGGUCACCACGGCAACAGACGCUACCUCAACUGUCACCUGACACAACGAGCAAAUCAUGAUCCUCGAUCUGUAUGAAGACAUGUCUGAGAAGGUUAGCGUCUAACGAGUAAAACUGUAUUUUUUAAAUGAUUUUUUUCUAAACUUUUUUUUACUUGAUGCUGAAACUGAAGAUACUGAAACACUGAGACAGAUUUGUUGAUAAUAUAUUUACUGUUUAUUACAACCUGAAAUGUUUUUUAAAACAUUUUCAAAGCAGUUUUUAAUAAAUAAAAAUUCCCAAAUAAGGUUCAGAUAUCACAAACUGAGUGUGGGAGCGCACUCUGACACAAACUGGACCGUUCAUAAAUUGGGAGUGCUGUCUGAAUGUAGCGUUGGGUUAUCCAGAGCAGCGCACUCUCAGAGUGGCAGAGCACACUCUGGACACUCUGUCUGUGGAGACGGAGCAGCAGAGCGCCGAGCGGAGUGAAUGUGUGAUUAACUUAACCGUUGGUUCAUUCAUGUAGAAAUAUAACGCUCCGUUUCUUCCACCAACAGGGCUCUCAUUUUAGUGUAGAGCGUCAGACUGAAUUUACCAACGCACCAUGUCAGGUCACUCACUCUCCGGGACCGCCAGUGUUACUUGAAUAAGUAAACACUGACCAACGGGACCAGACUGGCCGACCCGUAUGCUCUCACUCAGUGGAUGGAUGAUGUCACAGGAAGCCAAUCUUACAAAGGAGGACCACACUUGUUUGUUUUGCUAUGGAAGCUAACGUUAGCUAAUGUGCUAAAAAGUUAGCGUUCCAGAGAAAUCCAAUAUUCCUUUUAAUCCCUCCCCAGUUUCUGAUGAGGUGGACAUGAUAACCCUUAAUACACAUAACCUUAUUCAUCCCUACGACAGGAAAUACUUUUUCCCUAACCUGAUAUGAAGUGUGCGCUGCACAUGUGAGCAUUUUUGAUGAUGGCCUCCGUCCAGUCCUUUGGUCUUAUCACAUUUAACCAUAGUUGUCUUUGUUUUUGUUGACGGGCAGUGGCAGCUGGUUUUGAGCCAUGACCCCUUCUAUUCUGGCUCCCAAUAACACAACAAGACAAACACAUUUUAACACUCCUAUGGAGCCUACAGCCCUGUGGGGGAGAGGCAGCUGCACCUCCAGCUGAUAACAUGAUGUCAUCGUGAUUAAACUCUACUGCACGGACACAGAAAAGUGCCAGAUGAGAAGAAACAACAGUGACUGAAAAUGAUUUAAACUGUUGAUUUAAGUUCUCAAGUUUUUAAGUUUCACACCUUUAAUUUUUUUGUACAGUCUCUGGUGCUGACUGACAGUCAGGACUGAGAUCAGACAAACUCAGAGCAAAAAAUAAUAAUAUGUUGUUUGGUGGUACAGCAGGGUCAAAAAAACACUGAAGGUAAAAACUUCCUAUUCAUUUUUUUUAGGUGUUUCAAUCAUUUUGUAGCCUCCCAGUCGUCCUCAUUAUGUGUGCAAAUCCAAAUAUUUUGGUUUAAGUGUGUGUGCUUUAGUGUCAAAAUGCCAUUUUCCCAAGCCACUUAAACCGCCAUCUGCUGCAGGUAAUACACUGGAUGUAUACAUCUGUUUAUACAGCAUAAAUGUGGUAUUAUAUCAUAUUGAAUCUGAGUGUCUUCACUGUUAGUUUAAGGUUUAAUAACAAUAAAAUAGAUGCAUCUUCCAGGGCAAAACUUUCCACUCUCUCCAUGUUUACACUGUCAGUAGCCCUUUUUACACUGCCUCUGUAAAGUGGGAAUGUAGUGCCCUGUUCCGCCUCGCUGUUCUGUGUCAAUGGUACGAUCUUGAAAUGGAGAGACAGAGUCAUCUCGCCUUUCAGCCAGCAGCGGAGGUACUAACGGUGCCAAAUUGACACCUCUGUAAAAGUGUGAGCUGGCAGGAUUGGACAGGGAGAUUUAAAAAGCAGUUAGCAGCUAACUCGAAGAAGAAAAACAGCCGAAAAUGUCCACAAAUCACGGAGACAAUGAGGCGUUCCCAGGCCAGACAAGACAUGUAAUCCCUCCUACGUCACUGCAUUUUGCUAACAGCUAAGAUAUAAAAACAUGGAAAAGAACGCAGAUGGACCGGCCCUUUAAAUGGGACAUUUUAAUUCUACUUGUGUUUUUUCUGCACCAUGUCAUCAAUGAAGAGAUUUAUUCUCAGCAGCUUCAAACGGUGCUCAGAUCAUGUUGAACAGGUCAUCGUCCUGUAAAGAAUGAUGUCACUAGGUGAUAACAAUAAGGAAACUGAUUCUGAUAUCCAGGUUGUCUUUAAUUUGAAGCUUUAGACUGAUUGUUAUUUUGAUAUUGUAUUUCUUUCACCUCUGUAUUUGUAGUUUGAAUUCAUUUCACUGAAGAAAGUUUUAUAUGGGUUGUUUCUAUGAUUGCUGUGUAUUUAUUGUUCUGCCUUGUUUCACCUCAGUUCAUAUCAAAGAGAAAAAAACAAAAACAAAACUGGUGUCCAGAGGGUUAAAAUAAGGAGACUGACUGAGGGGACAAAAUUCUCCUCAAU